UGUCAUUGUCAAUGUCAAAAUAGUAAGCGGCGACGACGGCCUCAUUUUGUCGUUGUAUUUAAAAGUUCUAAAAUUUGUGAACUUACUAACAUGUCUAACAAAAAGAACAAAGAAAUCGAGAUAGACGACAGUGAGAGUGAGAAUGAAAACGAUUCUGGUAGCGAUAGAGACUCAGAUUUAGAUUCUGAUGGCAAUUACGUCGGAGACAAGGAGCUCCAAGCAGACUUUGAAGGCAGAAACCCUGAAGACUGUGACUACCACGGCAUUAAGCAACUCCUGCGCCAACUCUUUCUCAAAUCAAAUGUAGAUCUAGGAGGAUUAGCACAGAUUAUCAUAUCGCAAAACUAUGUAGGCAGUGUAGUGAAGCAAUGCCUGGAUGAUGGGCAGGAUGAUGAAGAUGAUGAUGAUGACGGAAGUGAUGGAGUCUUUGGAGUCACCACUGUUAUAAAUAUUACUAAGAGAAAAGAUGAAAGCAGUAUACAACAAAUAAGAACUCUACUGAUGACACUUGCAGAAGAAAAUGCAAAUGACAAGACAAAAGCAUUAGUUAAUAAAAUACUGUCGGAUGAUGACCGUCAUGUAGGACUGGUUAUAAAUGAAAGGAUCUUGAACAUUCCGGCAGCCAUUAGUGUACCACUCUUCGCCUCACUCCAGUCAGAAUUAGAGAAGGCGGUAAAGAGAGAUAUGCCUUACACAUUCCAAUACUUGAUAUGGAUAUGUAAAACAUAUAAUACUGGAGAUGAUGGUUCAGAAGUGUUGUUUGCGAAUCAAGAAGAAAAACCAUUACUAGAGGAAGCUUUAGCAAGUUUUGAAGUGGAUGUGACGGAACAAGCAGAUCUGUCACAGUGGGACUAUGAAGGAGGUGCAUUGACGCCCUGCAGAAAGGUUCUCAUAUUCGACGGCAGCAAGUUCAACAACUUGGUGCGACUUCUUAAGGAAGAAGUGGAAAAUGUUUAGUUAUUGCCUUCACAACAUGCCAUAUAAUUAAAAUGUACUAUUGUAUUUAUACUUUAUUAAAUAAUGUAAGCACA
Molecule: messenger RNA, 1031 nt
Organism: Papilio polytes (common Mormon)
Lineage: Eukaryota; Metazoa; Arthropoda; Insecta; Lepidoptera; Papilionidae
Product: protein BCCIP homolog
Exons: 7
Coding region: 91-957 (288 amino acids)
Cellular component (GO): nucleus
Source: RefSeq, a predicted model, not a curated record